This is a messenger RNA of Calliphora vicina (urban bluebottle blowfly), 3654 nucleotides long. It is a transcript of the gene hb, whose product is annotated as hunchback. NCBI's taxonomy places the organism in Eukaryota, Metazoa, Arthropoda, Insecta, Diptera, Calliphoridae. The transcript is spliced from 2 exons. The coding region runs from base 591 to 2924 and encodes 777 amino acids. The record is from RefSeq and is a predicted model, not a curated record. Gene Ontology annotation, biological process: regulation of transcription by RNA polymerase II. Gene Ontology annotation, molecular function: DNA-binding transcription factor activity, RNA polymerase II-specific; RNA polymerase II transcription regulatory region sequence-specific DNA binding.
CUCUAAACGUUAAGGAUUAAGGUGCAAAGACUAGAAAUAUUUUCAAAAUAAAACGUAUUACUUAUUAAUUAUUAAAUAAAUGAAAUAAAUAUAAAUUAAAUUAUUGAUAAAAUCAAAAAAAAAAUUGUUUUAUUUAUUAAAAAGAGUUUGAAAAAAUAUUCUAAAAACCAGUGAAAUUUAGUUAAAAUAAACCUAAAAAAUAACAGUAAAUUUGUUAAUAUUUUUGUUUCAAACAAAAAAAAAAUAAAUAAAAAGAAGGAAAGAAUUUGGUGGCUAGUCUAAACAAAACGAAAGAAAAAAAAACAAAAUAAAAUAUUUUAUGGUCAUGCGUAAGAAAUAUAGAAAAUAAAAGAAGUAAAAAAACACCAAAAAAAAUAAUACACAAUCAAACCUUAAACAAAGAAGGAAAGAAAGAAAAAAAAAGGAAAAAAGAACUAGAAAAAGAAAACCUCCUUAACAACUGGAGUGGGAGCUUAAAAAAAGGAGACUUUAAGAUCUCCUCUUUUGGUAAUUUUUAUCCCAAAACCAAUUCCCCACACACCAAACCAAACAAAAAACAUCAGCAACAAAUCCCCCACAUUAGCAUCAUCAUGCAAAAUUGGGACACCAUGCAAACCACCGCUAAUUAUGUGGAACACAAUAACUGGUAUAACAAUAUGUUUGCCGCCAAUAUCAAAACAGAACCGGGCACCAUAAGUUCAUCACCUCAGACACAACAGCAACAUUCUCCAGCUCCCUCAUCCGCCUCCUCCAGCACACACUUGGAAAACUAUUUGAAACAACAUCAGCAAUUUGCCAAUAUGGAUACAAAUAUGACGACCAACUCGCCCACCAACGCUCAUCAUUUGGCCGGCACUGGCAGUGAACAGCAAUUUUUCGAUACAGCUGGCAUGCAUCAGCAAUUGAUGCAACAGCAACAGUAUCAGCAACAUUUCCAGCAGGCCCAACAGGCGGCCGCACAAAAUCAGGUCACCUCACAUCUGCCUUUGGGUUUUAAUCCCCUAACACCGCCCGGUCUGCCACAAGCUGUUUUACCCGCCAUGUCUCACUUCUACACCCAGUCCACACAGCAACAGCGCCAGCAACAGCAAACACCCAGUCCAGCCCUGCUCGAAAACUCCGAAAAGUCAGCCUUGACUCCUCGCCAUACACCACCCAUGGACAUAACUCCCCCCAAAUCGCCCAAAGCCACCAAUCCCAUGACUUUGAAUACAAACCAACAGGAUCAGGAACUAAUGUCCAAUUCCAGUGAGGAUCUCAAGUACAUUGUCGAUUCGGAUGAUGAUGAGACCAUACGCUUGCCCAUCUACAAUUCUCAUGGUAAAAUGAAGAACUACAAGUGCAAAUCCUGCAGCAUGAUCGCCAUUACGAAAUUGGCAUUUUGGGAACACGCCAAGACUCACAUGAAACCCGAAAAGGUUUUACAGUGUCCCAAAUGUCCCUUUGUCACCGAAUUGAAACAUCAUUUGGAAUAUCAUAUACGCAAACACAAGAACUUGAAACCCUUCCAGUGCGACAAAUGCUCAUAUUCCUGUGUCAAUAAGUCCAUGUUGAAUUCGCAUCGCAAGUCUCAUUCCUCGGUGUAUCAAUACAGAUGUGCUGACUGUGAUUAUGCCACCAAAUACUGUCAUUCAUUCAAAUUGCAUUUACGCAAAUAUGAUCACAAACCCGGCAUGGUUUUGGAUGAAGAGGGCAUUCCCAAUCCCUCGGUAGUCAUUGAUGUCUAUGGCACCAGACGUGGCCCCAAGAAUAAGGGCUCUUCCGGCACCAGCCUGAAAAAGUCCAAUACUGAAUUGAAAAUGCCCGUCACUUCUCAAUUGUCAGCUGCUUUGCAAGGUUUUCCUUUGAAUACACAAAAUCAAAUGCCUGCCUCUCCCGCUAAAAGCAGUUCUUCAGUGGCCUCCGAAUUACCAGCCUUGACAAUUAACAUGUCUUUGCAACAGCAUCAGCAACAACAGCCAGCUGCCUCACAAAUCUCACCCUCGCAACAGUCUCAAGCCUCCAGUCAAAAUGGCAGCAUUCCUAAUCUUUUGCCGCCUUUGGCCUCGUUGCUGCAACAAAACCGCAACAUGGCCUUCUUCCCCUACUGGAACUUGAACUUGCAAAUGUUGGCUGCCCAACAACAGGCCGCCGUCUUGGCUCAACUCUCGCCACGCAUGAGAGAACAAUUACAAAAGCAACAACAGGAACAGAACAACGAACAACAACAGCCCAUCCACGAAAUUGAAGAUUUGGAAGAUGAUGACGAUGAGGAGGAAGAUGACGAGGAUCAAGAAUUCGAUCGCAAAUCGGUAGACUCAGCCAUGGAUCUAUCACAAGGUACACCCACCAAAGAAGAUCAGCAACAACAAACUCCCGAAUUGGCCAUUAACCUUAAACUAGUUGAAGACAAUGUGGAAACUCCCCUAUUCUCCUCCUCCACAGCAGCCAGACGCAAGGGACGUGUGCUCAAACUUGAUCAUGAACAAUUAAAGGCCCAGCAAUUACACUCAGCUCCUACAUCACCUCAGGCUGUUAGUGGUCCUGAAAUGCCUUCAGCUUCAUCACCCAUUGCCGCUUCAGCACCACCCACCAAAAUCGAUGAUCAUUCUUCGGCCGACGAGAGCAUGGAAACUGGCCACACCACUCACAACAAUCCCUCAAACACCAGUUCCACAUCCACGGCUUCUUCAUCCGGCAACAGCUCAAACUCCUCGUCUACUGGCUCCAGCAGUGCGACCUCAACAGCCAACUCCAGUCCUUCGGCUACACCCACCAUGUACGAGUGCAAAUAUUGUGAUAUCUUCUUUAAGGACGCUGUACUCUACACCAUCCACAUGGGCUAUCACAGCUGUGACGAUGUGUUCAAGUGUAAUAUGUGCGGAGAAAAGUGUGAUGGUCCCGUGGGGCUCUUUGUGCAUAUGGCUCGUAAUGCUCAUUCGUAAGAAUUGAUCUAAAUCAUUUCAAAAUUUGUAAAUUUUUUGUUAUUUCUUUAUUUUCGUUGCUUUGAAUUGUACAUAGAAACCAAAAAAAAACCCAAAACAAAACCCCCAAACCCCCCCUAUUUAAGUAGCUUAGGUUCGGUAUCAAAUCCCAAAAUUUGAUGCCCCCUAAUGCGAACUGUUGUCAAGAAUUGUAAAUAUGAAAAUUUUAGUCAUAUAAGUCAUAUUUUAAUUUUAUUUUUAACUCUUAAGCAAAUGGUUCCUUUUUAUGAUUACUACCAAUUAUAUAUUUUAGUAUUUUAACAAACCAAAACAAACAGACAAACGAACUAACAAAUCAAUUUGUUUAUCUCAACUAUAUAUUAUUCUAUAUAUUUGUCUCAACUAAAUGUAUGUAAAUGUAUUGUAAUUUUUAGAUGUAAGCAAAACAAACAAACAAACAACCAACCCAAUCCAAUUUAAAUUUAACAAAAACCGUCAAAGGUUUAAAAAUUCUCUAGUUUUAAAUACAAAAAUUUACAUUUUUAGUUUUAAAUUUUAAGUCUACUUUUAACAAAAUCAAAAUAUAUAUACACUCACAUAAUGCCAAACAAACUAUUAUCUUUUAUUUACUCUUUAUUUCUAAAUCAAAUUUUAACAACAAGUCAUUAUACAUAUAAAUACAUAACUAUUUAAAUCAAAAUCUAAUUAUUAUUUUAUGUUUAAUUAUCUUUUUGUUAGCCAAAAAAAAAAC